GUGGUGGUUCACAAUUGAAAUGGGACUCUACACUUCUGCACACUCUAGUCUGUUGGGAGACUGACCGAGUUUGAGUGAAAUACUAGCGGUUUUACUACCCGAGUGGACGACUGUAGUGUUGAGUGUUUUCUAGUGGAGUAUGUGCUGGUGUAUACCGGUGUUAUAGCACAUGUGUUAUACGAUGUAUUAUGACAGUUGAUGGCCCCGUGCACUGUCCUGUGAUCUCGGCAAGUUUUGGUUGUUCAAAGGAGCGAUCGGACUUCUUACCCCACGGUAUGGUGGUUGUACCAGGACUAGCGAUGUCCAAUCGUCCACGACUUCAUAUUCCUAAUGGAUAUAACCAUUGCGACACUUCGUCGCGUCUUCAGCAACGCUACGGACAUACGGAAACUAGUGCAUAUGAAAGGAUGGUUUACUCUCCGUCAAAGAUGCAUGUUGAUCCUUGGAACACGAGUGCUGUGAAACUUAGUCUUUUGAUUGGAAAUGGCUCUGAUCACGACCCCCGGGGAAACUGUCGCAUGGUGUCUCAGUCGGUGACAGAUCUGAGGGCACGGGAAGAUACGGGGGUGCCUCUCUGGGUGUCGGACCCCCGGGGUGGGGACAGAGGGGCAUCAAUUUCGGACGGAGAGGAAGAGUAUGUGACCCUGGACUAUAACUACAACCCCCGCGGUAGUGCACCUACCACCCCACGGGGAAGUGGGAAUACGACCCCACGGGCCAAUGGAACCCCCUUCCCACGGGGAUAUCAGACAAUGCAGCCAAACCGUCAUAGACAUAGCUAUAACCCUGGAUAUAUAAACCGUGAAUUGUACCCAAACCCACGGGCAAAUCACAUGCUGACCCAGACUCGACCCCCGAUGGUUUCAAGGGUCCAAUCUUUGGAAAAUGACACUAAUGUGGAAACGCUACAGCGUAAAAAGACAAACGCGCUAAGGAAAGUCGCGGCAACGUUCGGACUCGCGCGUGCCCCUAAGGGCGUAGAGACUGAGGGUGGGGAAGAGGGGAAGGUGCGACGGAAACGAAGCAGGUCCCUUCCCGAUCUGCAAGCUGAUGGGGCAGAAAAUGUUAGUUGUUAUAGUGAUGAUGAAGAUGGUGAUGACUUUGGGUUCCGUAAUUCCCCUUACUCUAGUGCAGCGUCUAAUUGCUCCCCAUCCCCUUCUACAGCCUCCCCCGGUAUGCUCAAGGCCAAGUCGCCGUCACCAGGCCGACGAAAGAUCCUCCCCAAACGAUGGCGCAGCAAAACCAAAGCCGUUCCCAACGUGACGGCGUCUUCUCUCUGGAGCCCAGAGGGUUCUUGUACAUGGUGCAGUGUAAGCGGAAGGAAAGUAGUGCUAAAACCAGUCAGUUUACUCCAACUGACGGAUGCGGAAAGGGUUGCGCUACAGAAAAUAGCCCUACCCAAACUUCAGUCUAUGGACAUUGGUCCUUUAUCUGUUCCAAAAGGAGAUUCUGAUGACAACCGGAGGUCAAAGAAAGUGCUGUCACUGAAACGAAGGUCAAAGUCCGCCAACCUGGCUGGUUUGUUGGACACUCUAGCUGAGAAAGAAAAACAGAAGGAUUCAAACCCAAAAGAUGGAAUGGUGUUUGGAAUUCCACUGUCAAAGUGUAUCGCUCAUGACAGAGAAAUAUAUAAAAGACAAAGUUGUCGUACAUCAGCGUCGUUAAAGGUCCGCAGUGAAAGUGCUGAUGUAUUAUUGUCUCCCCAUGGUCAGAGAAAGUCAAGUAGUUCCUCCCAAAGCUCUCUGGACAAUGUUCCCCACAACGGCAGCACAAUAUCCCACAAUCCUUCUCAUGGGAGACGAGGAAGUUCAGAUUCUUUGUCGGAAUCGGAAAGUAGCAGAAACACAAGUUCUAGUCUCAUCGAUGCCCUCUCCCUGUCUCUCACUCAGCCUGCCUCGACGCAGUCAGAACUAAGGGGAGAUAACCAAAGCUGCUACGCCACGGGAGCGCCUCAAGUUCCUCAGAUAGUCAAUUCCUGUUUUAAACAUAUAGAAACCUAUGGUUUGCAAGUGCUUGGUAUUUUUCGUGUUGGUUCAUCCAAGAAGCGAGUGAAACAGUUACAAGAAGAAUUUGAUAGUGGGAAGAGCAUAACGUUAAAUGAAAAUCACAACCCUCAUGACGUUGAGGCGUUGCUGAAGGAAUAUUUUCGGGAUCUGCCAGAGCCACUCCUCACUCGGGAUCUGUACACGCCUUUCAUCUCCACCAGAAAAUUAAAAGAUGUAGAGAAGCGGUUGGUAGCUUUGAGGUUGCUUGUGUCGUUACUGCCACUGCCAAAUCGUGACACAUUCUGGGCACUGCUGAGGUUCCUGGCAAAGGUUGUCGAACAUUCCAAAGAUACUAUAGAUGAACAUGGAAACGAGCUCUCUGGGAAUAAGAUGGACUCCCAUAAUCUGGCAACAUUGUUUGGACCAAACAUUCUCCACAAAGCUAAGUCGUCACCGGACAAGGAGUUCCGGGUGGAAACAACGGAACAUGCGGAGCAGAGCAAGGAGGUCAUAGAGGUCGUCAAGGAGAUGAUCGAUGGCUAUCGUCAGUUGUAUGAGAUUUCGCCUGAUCUGCAUGAUGAUGUUAUACGGUUGCUAAUGGAAACGAGCCCAGAGGUUGCAGAUAAGAUUCUCAAACAACUAGCAAAUGAUGUUGUGAUUGAACCUGAUCCGGACACAUCUUCGAGUGUGUUUGACGACAGUGAUUCGCCCUCUAUGCCUCACUCCCCCAGCAGUGACGCCGACCUCCUCUGCCACUCCCGAGGCUACAUUAGCGUCCACCAGACGCUCCGGGCCUCCAAGAGUGCCGACCCUUGCACCCCACUUGCUCAUAGAAAGUCAGGGACUGUUGUAGAGGAACGAAGGACUGCAAGUUCCAGUGAGGAUAGACCCAAAGUGCGUGUAAAUAUUGAAAAGAGCGCUAGUCCACUUGUAUCAAGGAGUCAGCGGACAUCUCGGACUCCGACAGUGAAGGUUUCGAGAGACAGUUCUAGUCCUGAGGUGUUAUUACGACCACACGUGGAUGUGCGUGGGGACCGGCCUUAUUCCGAGGGAUACUCUCACAGUUUGUCCAUUCCAAAGCCGAGUUAUCUCCGAGAGAACAGCAGCUCUAGCAUCAGCAGUUAUUUGUCCUCAACGAACAGUCCAGGUGGGUCGGACACCUCAAUACAGUGGUCGAACCAGUCACCUCCAUCUUCUAGAACAAGCUCACCUCGACCAAUCCGCAGGUCAUCAUCACAGAGGCGACCUUUGAAUCUCAACCAAGGUGAAGACGCUCCUGUCGGGUCUGCAGAAUGGCAGAGGGAACGGUGGCGCCACUGGGAAAUGAUCGCAGCUGAUAAGAAAGGAGAAGGCUAUGAACAAGAGACACUUGUAUGAGAACCAGUGUGUUAUGGGCAAAGAAUGUGCAAUUCCAAAUAUUUGAAAGAUACGAGACCUCUGUGGCAUUUUUCCACUGAUUUACAGAUGUGCUGGAUUAAAUCCAUGAAUAUUUGGAAAACCGGUAUUCCAUGAACUCCACUGCUCAGUGACCGGGAAUGAUUUCAGAGGUGUGUUUCCAUGGUGACAACACAAUGCUCAACCGCUGUGUGAAAUUAGUUGACAAUAUACAGCUGGUUUGAACGUGCCGCUUGGACAGGAAUCUAAAUCAUAAUGUCUUUCAUAUUAACACUUGUUUUUGCAAUAACACUAAGGGAAUCUAUGCAAAAAUAGAAUAUGAUGAUUGUAUUGUAGUGUGUAUAUAUAUAUGUAUGCAGACAUGCUGAGCCAGCGAUUAGUUUUGUAAAUAAUACAAGAACUGCCCCAACUGUCAUGAAAGUGCAAUCGUUAAUUGUAUAUUUAUAAUCUAUGUUCUUGUACGUCGAAAGUAGGAAGGGUUAGGCAAACGUUGGUUCAGAAUUUGCUGUUUUAAAUUUUUUACCUAUAAACUUUGAUAACAUUGAGAUUUUUUAACAUUUUUAUACAAGCAAUAAUUCAUUAUAAAACAAUGUUUUCAUCCAUGCGACAGUGCAGUUAACAUUUUCAUUUCACAUUUAUAUGAAAACUGUUUUAUCAUGAGUCGCCCAUUAUUGGUCGUGUGUAUAUUGAUAAAAGUGGGCAAUUUUAUAGCAGCAUCUGAAACAACUGGACUGUAUGCAAAUUUCUGUUAUUUGUUUUAUAUUAACAGAGGUUACCAAAUAGAUGUAUACAUUUUUCAAAUUGUUAAAAUGUUGAUUGUUUAAUGUUCUUGUGCUUCAAAGACGACUUAGAUACCUCAGAUAUGAGGGUAUGUUAAGUCAAGCUUUGCAGAAGGAAAAGAGAUGUUGUAGAUAUAUCAUAGAGUUAUUUAUGAUGUACAAAAUAAUCAACUCAUAUGUGCCAAAGUGAUGGAGAGAAGAUAGUUGUACAUAGAAAUGGUUGUUGCCAUAGUUACCAAAAAGAUAUUAAUAAAUAUGACAAACCAGUGAGACAUGGCAGUCUGUACAGUCGAAAUCAAAGGGAUUUUGUUUUUUGUACAAGCUGUAUGUUCCUUCUCCUUACAACACCCUAUCAUUGACACUUCCACCUUUAAAAACAUAAACUGUAUGUUUAUUUCAAAUAUGCAAUAUCUAGUUUACAGUAAGCAUGAUCUCUCAAUUGAAAGAGAUAAAACAUUCAUUGUUGAAACAUUUUUGGGUAGAUAUUUUUGGGAACAUAUAAAAUUGAUGUAAUUUGUUUCAUAUUUAUUCUAAAAUAUUUUAAUGUUUCAAAUAUGCAAUAUUUAACGUACAGUAAGCAUGUUCUUUCAACUGAAGACUUAAACAAAUCAUUGGUGAAACAUUUUUUGGUAGAUUUUUUUUUUGAAUAUAUAAUAGAUAAUAGAGGUGAUGUAAUUUGUUUCAUAAUGGUUCCAAUAUGUUUUAAUAUAAAUCCAUUUCCAUCAUUUUUGUAUUGAUGUGACCAUCAGUAGUGUAACUGAGGUUUGAAUUUGUUGGUAUGAUAUUAUGCUGGAUAUUGACAUAUCGGAGCAAGUAAUCAAAAUUGGACUGCAAUCAAAAACUGACACAACGCUAAUCAAAGAUUGUGAUCUAGAAAUAGCAAUUAACAUUUUAAAAUACCUACUUCAGCUUCAGUUUGGAGUUAUGUGUCAGUGAUAUUUCAUCAAUCUUACAAUAGAAUGUUGCAAAUAUAAUGUGUACAGUUUCCAUGGCAACCAUAUAAAUGAUUGUCUUGUAUGUUACUCAGCUUUACUCAGGAAAAGCCUUUCUAGUCGGACUACCCAUGUUAGCCUGUAAGGAUCAUUACACUGAAACACCAGUGUACUAUUUCCCUAGAAACUGCAUGUAACCAACUGGUGAAACUAUUGGUUUUCCGAAAACCAUUGAUUUGUUUCUGAACUGAUUCCAGUCCUACUACUAACACAAAGAAAGAUGGCGCAUAGUCAUUUCUCUCUGAAUCUAAACGUUAAAGUAAGUCAAGACACUAAUUGUAUACGUAACAAUUUGGAGGAAUGUUUUAGGUCUUCAUAUUUUGAAAUAUUGUUACAUUUUGUUAAUCAGGGUAUACUGAAUGGAAGAAUUAAGGGAACAGAUGUUAAAGAAAAUGUUGGACGUGAUUUCUGAUUGAUUUGACGGAACAGAUUGUAGGUUACCAGAUAUUGUUUAAUAUAUUGAAGAGUUAGUUCAUUUCUUUACUCAUUUGUUUUCAUAAUUGAGGCAUUCAUGCUAAAGAUAGCAUCAGAAUCUCUAUAAUUAUGCUGCUGUUCCCUUUCUUUAUUUCUUCAGUAUAUAAACAUUGGCCAGAAUAAGUCAGAAUUAUACAUUAUUACAAGAGCCAGUACAUCAUAUCAAAUCAAGUCAUUACUAAUAUGGAAAAUCAGCUUUUUGGUGUGAAUAUAUUAUUUUCACAUUAAUAAAAAUUGACAGAAAUUAAUUCUACGCACUAUAUUUAGAAGUUAUAUUAGUGACAUGUUUUGUUUAUGUUGAUUUCUGUGUUGACUUCAUCCAAAUACCAGUGCUACCAAGAAUCUCUUAACAGUCUAUACAUAACACGUUUGAUGUUUACAUGUUGACCAUGUCUUGUUUACCAUUACAUAAUAGUCGUAUCCCAUAUGUCAUAAUGCCUGUUUCCAUGGUAACAGCGUCAAUCCACUUGUAAACAAUGUCCUGUUAAAACUACAUAGGAAGUCUUGAACAUGAGGAUUAUCUAGCAUAACAAUCUUAGCUCAAUUUUUGGUAUGGCUUCGCCCAUACACAUAUAUUGUUUAUGCUAUAAAAGGGCAAAAAUAUAUAAUUUUAAAAAUAAAACUUUGAACCUAA
Haliotis rubra (blacklip abalone) is the source of this 6259-nucleotide messenger RNA. Its product is annotated as rho GTPase-activating protein 6-like. Bases 189 to 3362 code for a protein of 1057 amino acids. The record is from RefSeq and is a predicted model, not a curated record. The transcript has 11 exons. Gene Ontology annotation, biological process: signal transduction. NCBI's taxonomy places the organism in Eukaryota, Metazoa, Mollusca, Gastropoda, Lepetellida, Haliotidae.